AUGUCAGCAAACUUGCAAUCCACAUCAAAUGCUCUGAAAGACGCCAACCCGGCAACCAACAAAGAAGCGGAACCAACGCCGAACCCACAAGCAGAGAAACCAGCUGACCCAAUAACCAACCAAGGCAACCAGACCCAAGCAGCGGCGAAGCAACCUACAGCACCCAAACCCAAACCCCCAAAAAAGCAAACUAAGGCAAGUGGGACCCCAGAGGACCCAACCCAAGACAGCCCAGGCAAACCAGCCAAAGAAACGCAAGAAGCUGAUCGAGAGAAAGGACUCCAAAUGGUACUGGGAACAAAACACAUCAUAGAUGUCGACAACCCAAACGCAAACGUUACCAACAACAAGAUGUCAAGGGUGGAGCGACUUCAAGAGGAAGCCAUGGCCGAGAUGUGGGAGACAGCCCAAGCCGCCAAGAAAGCUGGCGACCACGACAAAGCCAAACUUUACCACGCAGGUGCAACCGGACCGACCGGCAAGGCGGGCAGCAGCGGCGGCAACCAUUCAAACGGGAAAGGAGCCGCAAACCAACAGCGGGCUCAAUCGCCACACGACCAGCAAGGCUCAGGCUUGGGACGCUACUCGAGAUCCCAAGGCUACAAGGGUAACCGCUACGAUGCGGCGUAUGAUGAGAGAGGCGACCGAGGCCGACGGAAGGACCAGAGAGGACGGAACUAG
This is a messenger RNA of Puccinia triticina, 681 nucleotides long. RefSeq lists its product as uncharacterized. Bases 1 to 681 code for a protein of 226 amino acids. The transcript has 3 exons. The record is from RefSeq and is a predicted model, not a curated record. Lineage: Eukaryota; Fungi; Basidiomycota; Pucciniomycetes; Pucciniales; Pucciniaceae.